Molecule: messenger RNA, 1296 nt
Organism: Emiliania huxleyi CCMP1516
Lineage: Eukaryota; Haptophyta; Isochrysidales; Noelaerhabdaceae
Exons: 2
Coding region: 1-1296 (431 amino acids)
Source: RefSeq, a predicted model, not a curated record
AUGGCGGCCUCGCCCGCCAUCGACCUGAGAGAGUCUCUCGAGGCUCUCUUCAGGAAUGCGGGCGUUCCCGACGACUUUUACCGCAGAUACAAGGAGCGGCUGCUGGACAUGGACGUGGGCGAUGCUGGCGACCUCCUCGAGGAGGUCGCUUUGAAGGGCAUGGCCUCGCUCCGCAUCCAGCAGCGCCAGGCGGAGAAGCUCCGCCGGUAUCUUCUCGGCCGACGGGGCUGGGAGGAAGCAGCUGCUGUUUUGGCAUCCUUUGGCCGCCUGUCGCUGGACGACACCCCUCCUGGGGUGGCGGCUGGCGACCAGGCGGCUGGCGGCGCGGCUAGCGCGUCCGCUCUCGACGGCAUGGACGUCGAAGGCGGCUACGCGAGCGCCGAGGAGGAUGCCGGGCCGGCCGGAGGUUGGCCCGCAGCUGCGGCAGGCUCCAAAAUGGAGCCUGGCUGCUCGCGCAGCGGCGCUGGUACGAGCGCGGCUGCUGCGGGCGGCGAGGGGGCGGCAUUGGCCUCGGGGGAGGCCUGCGCUCCGUCUUUUUCUUCUUCUGUGCGGCCACGGGAUCCGGCGGUGGGCGGGUCGACUGCUGAGGCGAUCGCGGAGGCGGCGGUCGAGGCCGUCUACGGGGCACUAGUGCUGGAGGCGCUCGAGGAGUGGGCUGGCGCGAGCGCGUGCAACCCGCUGGACGUGUCAAAGGACGCUCGAGGAAUGGGCCUCGAGUGCAAGGACUGCUUUGAGGAGUUUUACCGCGGGUUUGGCGUCGAGCCUUGGCUCUGGCGCCGGGCGAUGCGGGAGGGCUGGUCAGAGCUGGGGGACUUCUCGCGAGAGGAGAUGGAGGCGGCGGAGGAGGAGAUGCGGCGGGGCGAUUGUAUUGCUGCCUAUGGGCUUCAGAUCUCUCAGCUAGGCGAGUGGUGCUGCGACGAUUGCCUGGAGGGCUAUUUGGGGGGGGGCUUUGGCGACUACUCGGAGCUGCGCAGAGGGAGAGCGCCGUAUUCGAGUAACCCCUGGAUAGGGCGUGCCCGCGACUUGUCGUGGAUGCGCCAGGGGCCCAUCGCGGUGACGCAGCGGGAGCGGUUGCUGGCGGAAGAGCGCGCGGAGGCGGCGGCAGCGCGGGCGGCGCGGGGGGGUGGGGGGGGUGGCGGCGGGCGGCGGUCCCGCGAUGGCCGGCGGCGGGAGGCCCGCAGCGCGGCAAGGUGGGCUCGGGGGGUGGAGUGCGACGAGCGAGCGAUUGAGCGCGCUUUCGAGGGGACGGGGGAAGAGCGGCCGGCCAGGUGGGCCGGUCUCUUCGACGGCGCCUAA